Phaedon cochleariae (mustard beetle) is the source of this 4292-nucleotide messenger RNA. The record is from the annotation of a GenBank genome assembly. NCBI's taxonomy places the organism in Eukaryota, Metazoa, Arthropoda, Insecta, Coleoptera, Chrysomelidae.
AGUGAAAGAAUCACACUCAUUAUAUGUACUGGAAUCGUGAAAAUUUUCGAAUAUUUUUUGCUCAGUAAAAGCACGUGAGAUAUAUUCUGGUAGCAGACACUGAAUCAUGGAAGAACAUGGAGCAGAAGAAAAACCAAAAAAGAAAAAUCGAUACGAUGACUCCAAUAUCGUGUUUCGACUAUUUUUUUGUUGGUUAUUACCAUUUUUCUAUAUGGGCUACAAAAGAGAACUCACUGAAGAUGAUAUGAACGACCAUCGGAAAGCCCACGAUGCUGGAAAAUUGGGAGACAGAAUGGAGGCAGCAUGGAACAAACAGUUGAUGAAGAACAAAAAAGACCCAUCUUUAAUAAAAGCGAUUCUGAGUGUGUUUCUUCCAGAAGUAUUAGGGCUAUUCUUGAUUGUGUCAAUUUGUGAGGGUUCCAGAUUACUUCAACCUCUACUGAUAUCGCAACUGUUGGCUUUUUAUGAUAAUAAUGAAAUCGAACAGAACAAAAACGACGCCUACUUGUACGCAGGUCUCAUUGUACUUACGGCAUUAAUAGCUGUUUUUUCUAUACACUACUACCAACUGCGGAUAGCGCAAGUGGGCAUCAAAGUACGGAUUGUUAUGUGUUCUCUCAUCUACAGAAAAGCACUGAGGCUGAACCAGUCGGCUCUCGCUGAUACCACAGUGGGUCAGAUGGUGAACCUUCUCAGCAACGACGUCGGACGCUUCGAAACUGGAAUGAACUUCUUGCACCAUCUUUGGUUGGCUCCGUUAGAAACUUUUCUGGUCAUGUACCUCUGCUACAACGAAGUGGGAUACACUGGACUAGUCGGCACUGCAUUCCUCCUUUUAUCCAUACCAGUACAAUCUUGGCUUGGAAAGAAAACAUCCCAGAUGCGACUGAACGUAGCAAUAAGGACUGACGAGCGAGUCAGAUUGAUGAACGAGAUCAUCGCUGGAGUCCAAGUCAUCAAGAUGUACACUUGGGAGAAACCCUUCACCAAACUCGUGGAAGUGGUUAGAGCGAGGGAAAUAAAAUACAUUCGCUUCACCUCCGUGAUCCGAGCCAUCUUAAUGUCCUGUGGCCUAGUACUAAACAGAGCUGCUGUCUUCCUCUGCAUAGUAGUCUACGUCCUCACGGGAAACGUCUUAACAUCUGCCUAUUGCUUCACCAUGACUUCCUUCUACCGCAUACUAGCCUCAGUAACGAUGUUCCUGCCAAUGGCAAUAUCCACCAUAGCCGAAAUGAUGAUUUCCGUCAGAAGAAUCAAGCAGUUCCUGCUCUACGACGAACUAGACGCUGACACCAGCUGGCACCUAGACUCCUCCAACAGCUUGAGCAACGGUUCCCUCAAGCCAUCCAACUCAGGCACAGUCGGUAUCCGCCUCAAGCGAGUCUCAGCCAAAUGGCUGAAAACCAACCCCGAGAACAACCUGAGCGAUAUCGACAUGUCGGUGAGACCAGGCGACUUGAUAGCAGUUGUAGGGCCAGUGGGCACAGGCAAAACCACGCUGCUCAACCUCAUCCUAGGCGAGUUGAAGCCCUCCGAUGGUUCCGUACAAGUCAAAGGUUCCAUAUCUUACGCUUCGCAGGAACCUUGGUUGUUCGGGGGUACGCUCAGGCAGAACAUCCUCUUCGGCCAACCGUUCGACCAGAAGAAGUACGAUGAGGUAGUACGCGUGUGCGCGCUAGAAAGAGACUUCGCCUUGUUUCCCUACGGAGAUAAAACCCUUUCUGGGGAACGUGGAGUUAGUUUGAGCGGGGGGCAGAGGGCCAGGAUCAAUCUGGCUCGAGCUGUUUACAAAGAGGCAGACAUUUACCUCCUGGACGAUCCUUUAUCUGCUGUGGAUGCCCAUGUGGGGAAACAGCUGUUCGAUGAGUGCAUCAGUUCCUACUUAGCCAACAAGUGUGUAAUACUGGUUACACAUCAGCUCCAGUAUCUGAAGAAGGUUAAAAGGAUUUACCUUCUGGAGGAAGGUAGAGUUUUGGUUACUGGGUCCUACGAUGAUUUCAGAAACACGGACAGCAAAUUUUCUAAGCUGCUGGAAGAUUUAGAAGUGGAGGAAGAAGAAAUCAGGAGGAAAUCCAAGAUGGUGGAGGCGGAGGGAAAAAAGGAAGACACUGAGGGACCAGCACAAGUUUUGAAAAAAGAAGAAAAGGGGGUGGGAAACAUCUCUUGGUGGGUAUACAAGAGUUACAUGAAAGCUGGCGGGAAUAUACUGAAAUUCAUCUUUGUGGUUUUGGCGUUUAUUAUUAGCCAAAUGCUGGAUAGUAUGGCCGAGUAUUUCAUCACUUUUUGGGUCAACAUCAACCAAGAUUCGAAAAACAACUCAACCGAGAUCCUACAAAGAGGUUAUCUCCAGAAUGACUCCAGCCAACUAUUCUCAGACACAGAAAACAUGUUUAAUACAAGUGAAAACCCCUUACCUAUUCAGCAAUUAGUACCAAGGGAUGAACCAAUCGUUUGGUGGCUGAGUUUCCUCUUCACUAGCGACUAUACUGUCAUCUACUACGCUAUCCUCUUCCUGCUCAUUGUUAUUUUUGCGUUCUCGAGAUCUAUAGUAUUCUAUAGCUGGUGCAUAACAGCUGCCUCCAGAAUGCACAACAAGAUGUUCAACAACAUUGUUUACAGCCCCAUGAGCUUUUUCAACAAUAAUCCUUCCGGAAGAAUCCUCAAUAGGUUCUCCAAGGAUAUAGGGUCUUUAGAUGAGGUGCUACCUAUGACGCUUUUGGAUACAAUGCAGAUUGGACUAUCCGUGCUUUCCAUUUCUGUUGUCAUAGGAUCUCUCAGCGUUUGGAUUCUUGUACCAACUAUAUUUAUCCUUACUUUAUUCUACUUCAUGAGGGUAUUCUACUUGGAGACUAGCAGGGACGUCAAACGGAUAGACUCUAUCACUCGAAGUCCCAUUUUCACGCAUCUGACGGCUUCUCUGCAAGGUCUGACUACCAUAAGGGCUUUCGGAGCUGAAGAGGUCCUCAAGAUCGAAUUUGACGGUUACCAGAACACGAACAGUGCAGCCAGCUUUAUGUUCUUGGGCGCCAGCAGAACAUUCGGCUUCUGGUUAGACUUCCUUUGCGUUGUAUACGUUGCUUGCGUUCUGGCCAUACUUCUUUUCCUCAAAAGCGAAACGUUCGGUGGCAACAUUGGCCUAGCCCUCACGCAGACCAUGGGCCUAAUGGGCAUGUUCCAGUGGGGCAUGCGACAAUGGUCCGAAAUGGAGAACCAAAUGACCUCGGUAGAGCGAGUCCAAGAGUACGCAGACCUCAAACCGGAGUCAGAAGGUUCAGUCCGCGACCCUCCCAAACACUGGCCGGAAAUGGGAGCCGUCGAGUUCAGGGAUAUGUCCCUGAGGUACUCCCCCGAGCAGCCGUUCGUGCUCAGGAACCUGAGCUUCCGCGUGAACGCAGGGGAGAAGGUGGGAAUCGUCGGGAGGACUGGCGCAGGGAAGUCCUCGCUGAUCCAGGCGCUUUUCCGAUUGGCUAGCAUCGAGGGCAGCAUACUGAUCGAUGAAGUUGACACUAAGACGGUGUCGCUCAAGACGCUUAGGUCCAAGAUCUCCAUCAUACCGCAGGAGCCGGUACUGUUCUCUGGCACGCUCAGGAAGAAUUUGGAUCCGUUCGACGAAUACAAAGAUGAGAUUCUGUGGGACGCUUUGGAACAAGUAGAGCUGAAGAACGCAGUGACCGAUCUACCGUCAGCUCUGGAGAGUAAGAUGGCCGAAGGCGGUUCCAAUUUCAGCGUGGGACAGCGACAGCUGGUGUGCCUAGCUCGAGCCAUAGUACGCAACAACAAAGUACUGGUACUAGACGAGGCCACAGCCAACGUGGACCCGCACACCGAUUCACUCAUCCAGCAGACCAUAAGGAAGAGGUUCGCGGAUUGUACGGUACUCACUAUCGCCCACAGGCUGCACACCAUCAUGGAUUCCGAUAAGGUUUUGGUGAUGGAUGCGGGCAAAUGUGUCGAAUUCGAUCACCCCCAUUUGCUAUUACAGAACGGAAAUGGGGUAUUCCAUUCUUUGGUUAUGCAGACAGGAAGAGCAACAGCGAAAAAUCUGAUGGCGAUUGCCGAAGAAAAGUUCAACAGUGAGAAGAAUACAUGAGAGACAGUGAUGUAGAUAGAUCGAGGAGUAUACCUGAAUACAAAAGACGUCGAAAAAAAUCGAUCCAGGAUUUUUAAAUUCUUUUGUUAUGUGGAAGUGAGAAACGCCUUAUAUAUGCAUUUAUUGUACAUAUACGGGUAAUUUUAUGAUAUUUAUAUGUGUUUACGUUGUUAAGUUGUACAGUGGAAUAUAUUUUAUAUUU